UGAGGACACCUGUCGUAGAAUGGGAGGUCAUCUAGCGGCUUUCCAAAGUCGAAGAGAACUGGACGCCGUAUCAUCGAAACUCUAUCGAAAUACUCCUUAUUGGAUAGGUAUCAGCGACCGGGAAAAUGAGGGAUAUUUUGUAACUGCCUCCGGCAAUCGAUUCCCAUAUUUGACAUUUAACGAAGGAGAACCCAACAACAGCGGUGGCAAUGAGGACUGCGUCGACAUCUACAACGGAAUUAUGCACGAUGCUCAGUGUGAAUCGCUACGUUCUUAUAUUUGCCAGUUAGGCAAUUAGCUAUGUAUAAAUAAAACUGUAAACAAAAAGUGUCAAAAUUACACAGUUCUUAACUUAUCCGUCAAAAAUGUCAAUACUUUAAAAAUUGUUUUUAUU
Messenger RNA from Drosophila rhopaloa, 394 nucleotides. Its product is annotated as mannose-binding protein C-like. The transcript has a single exon. The record is from RefSeq and is a predicted model, not a curated record. Bases 20 to 298 code for a protein of 92 amino acids. Lineage: Eukaryota; Metazoa; Arthropoda; Insecta; Diptera; Drosophilidae.